AUGAAAUUUCGCUCAGUUUUUAAACCAUACCAGAAGGUAUGUGUUGAUGAGAGUAUAGUUGAGUGGAAAGGGAGACUUAAGUUCAAACAAUACAUACCUUCUAAGAGGCAUCGUUUCGGAAUCAAAUUAUUUGUCCUUUGUGAUUGCAAAACAGGUUAUGUUUUGGAUUAUUUAGUUUAUACAGGUGAUAACAAACAUAUAAAUUUUAAUGAAUCAUUGAAACAGUCAGGUUCAGUUAUAACAACUUUGAUGGAACCAUAUUUAAAUAAAGGUCAUAUUAUUUAUAUGGACAAUUGGUAUUCUUCUCCAUUACUGUACCAAUAUUUGUCAGAACAUAACACUGGUGCCUGUGGUACAGUUAGGAAUAAUAGAAAAGGUAUUCCCAUGUUCCCAACAAAAUUAGCUCCUGGUCAAUGUAUAUCUGCUAUAACAAAAGGCAUGAUGACUUGUAAAUGGAAGGACAAAAGAGAUGUCCAUAUGCUUUCAACUGUACACGACACAAAUAUGUCAGUGACUAAUAAAACUGACCGUGUAGGAAAUAAAAUUAAAAAACCUGACUGCAUAUUAGAUUACAAUGUAAAUAUGGGUCUCAUUGAUAAAUCUGAUAUGCAGAUGUCAUUCAAUAAUACAGCCAGAAGGUCUAUAAAAUGGUAUAAAAAGUUUUUUUUUUCAUCUGCUUGA
Messenger RNA from Macrosiphum euphorbiae (potato aphid), 681 nucleotides. NCBI's taxonomy places the organism in Eukaryota, Metazoa, Arthropoda, Insecta, Hemiptera, Aphididae. The record is from the annotation of a GenBank genome assembly.